AAUGUAUUUUAGGUUAUGCAUGCCUGUGAACAUUUUGUCAUGCGCUCCUUCUUAGUACUGGGUGUUUUUCAGAGGUGUUUUCAGCUCAUUUCCAUUGAGAUUUGUGUUUUCCUAGAACACUAGUAAUGACUGUUGUUUUUGAAAUAUAAGCCAGUUAAACGCUCCAUUCUUUCUUAAGAGAUGUCAGCGUAUUUACGAUUCACAUCAGAAGCUAGCCAAAAACCAUCAUGGUACUUUUAUUCGACUAUUGCUGUGAUCCCUCCUCUUAGUGGAUUUUUUUAUGGAGUUCAUACGUUUUGGUUGGCUAAAUACAAAAAACUUGUCGAAUACUGUCAGAAUGGUAAGCCAGCACCAGUACCAGAGGAUCUUAAAGAAAUGUUUAAUGCGGUGAAAAACGAUUUACCAAACCAAGAUGCAUUUUACCAAAAAUUCAUGAAUGUUUUUAUGGUCAAUGGAUUUGACCCAUUUUAUGCUGGAUCUACAAGAACUCUUUAUGGAGGCAUUGUUGGGAUUCCAAAAACCUUCACCUAUAAAUCCAUUAAAGAUGCUCUAGAUGAAGCAAAAGAUAUUCGGAUUCAGGAUUCUCCUAUUAUGUGGGAUUACGUCGAACAGGAAGUAAAAGAUAAAUUAUUUAAUUCUCUUGUCUUUAGUGAAAAAGCUAUCAAGUAUGCAAUGGCUUAUAAUUGUAUCCUAAUUGAUGGUGUCAGUGUUGCUUUUUAUGCCUUUUACCCAGCAUUGCUAGCUGUAUUGAAUGGUGUGAUUGGUGACUACACCACCCAAAAAUAUAAACUCAAUAAUAAACCAUUCAUUGUCAAAGCUGCAGCUGCACUCGGAAUUUGCACCUUAUCAGUUUGCACUUGGAUUUCUCUUGUAAAUGUUCACAAAAAUGUACAAGAAAAAACUGCCAAUAAGGUAGUGGAAGAAAUGGAUGAGGAAUAUCUUGAGGGUGCCAUCGAGUAUUGGAGCAAGAUUGUAGAUCGAAACCUUGCUCUACGGCAUUUAAUGAAAGAUGGAGAAAGUAGAUAUUCUCCUCAAGGAAAGGAGAUUUUCUUGUUAGGAUCCCCAGGCAUUAAUCCUGUCGAUCAGAAAGCAAUCUACGAAAAACUUUUGGAAGAGCGGAAAAAGAAGAAAGAGGAGGAAGAAAAUGUAACUGAAUGAUUUUUUUUUCUUUUUUGUUCCAUGAGCACCUAAUGGUUCUUUUCUACUGUAUUUUGAAAUACUUUGUGUUUUAAAUGGAAAUGACUGAAGGCUUUUGCAAGACCAGUUCUUUUUAUACCUAUAUGUUUAAUUAAAAGUCCAUUUUGUUCCAAAA
Messenger RNA from Bemisia tabaci, 1312 nucleotides. Its product is annotated as transmembrane protein 177. The record is from RefSeq and is a predicted model, not a curated record. Gene Ontology annotation, cellular component: membrane. Lineage: Eukaryota; Metazoa; Arthropoda; Insecta; Hemiptera; Aleyrodidae.